Molecule: messenger RNA, 1143 nt
Organism: Ophidiomyces ophidiicola
Lineage: Eukaryota; Fungi; Ascomycota; Eurotiomycetes; Onygenales; Onygenaceae
Exons: 5
Coding region: 1-1143 (380 amino acids)
Source: RefSeq, a predicted model, not a curated record
AUGGAGGCCGUAAAGGGCCCUGGGCGUAUGACUAGCUUAUCAGAAAACAACCACCAGCCAUGGCUCUGGUUUGCUCAUAUGUUUGCUCUAAUAUUUGUCUUCCUGGCAGCCGUCAUACGAGCUCGAAUCAAGCGAAGACACUAUGGGCUUGAAGAUACGGUGCUCCUUAUCAGCCAUAUCUUAUACCUUGCAUAUUGGAUUGUCCUUCUUGUUGCGAUCCUGAGCUCCCUCGGGAAAUCUGGAGAGAUUUCAAGCCGAGUCAAUAUUGCGAAAGUGUCAAGAUUGAUAUUCGCAAGUCGAAUAGUGUUGACACUAGUCCUUUGCACUGUGAAACUUUCAAGCGUGCUUCUCAUUUACAACAUCUUCAUAAAGUCCGUGGACCCUUCAUGCGUGUCGUUGUACGUCAUUAUUGGGUUUAUCGCAGCUCAGGGGGUCGUUGGGCCGAUAACCAUCUCAGCCGGUUGCUCUCUGGAUUGGAUACCACUCGCCGGAGAUAAAUCGGCCUGCUCAAAUAUCGUGCCGCGCUGGAUUAUUUUCACGACCUUUGAAACUAUGUUGGAGUGUGCACCUGUUUUCCGAGUAGUAUCUCAGGUUUUAAACUUGCAGGUUGUUACAAAGACAAAGGUUUUUGUAAUAGCGGCGUUUCUAACCCGGCUGAUAGUAUUGGUUCCAGCUUGGAUCCAUUUAGUAUGUUACCGACGUUUUUUACAACACGGAAGUGACAAUAUUGGUAUUGUGUCGACUAUCAUUUCCGAAGAGCUAUGGGCAAGUGUGGCACUUGUAUCAACCUCCAUCCCGGUUUUGAUGCGAGUAGCGAAGAAAUUCUCCGUGUCAAGGGAGAUAGGCGAGACGACAGCUCGGGGAUCUCGCUCUAACAAAUCACGAGCAACAAAAAAGACCCCCAACCCUAGCUUCGAGAUGGCUUCAGCAAACGGGCAUGGCAACUGGCAACCGCACAAGAACCAGGAGGCGUCGUAUCUGCACCGGGAUAAUUAUAGUGUGGCAGUUCUUCCAAGGAAAUUGGCCCCAGAGUCUAUCACCAGUACGAGCGAAUCGCAAGUCGGUAUACUGCGAGAAAUCCAGGUCGAGAUUUCAUCGCUCCAUAUAGCUAAGUCUGGACCUAGAAGUCCCACUGUACUUUGA